AUGAAGGUAACGCUCAUGCCAUGCCGUAUACGUUGGAGGAUGGGAGCAGAAAAAGGGAUACUAUUUUUGUACUUGGAAAAUGACGAAAUAAAAUUAAAAGUUCAAAGUUUAUACUUCUAUCAAGUUCAAGGUCAACUUAAAAUUACAAAGAGGGAUCUAUGUUAUUUCGUUAUUCAUACAGAUUCUUGGACACAAAUUUUAAAAAUUAAAUUUGAUUUGUCAUUUUGGAAAAUUAAAAUGGAAGAACAGUUGAAAUUGUUUUAUAUGGAAUGUAUGCUGCCCGAAAUUGUGGACCCACUUUAUCCAAAAAGGAUGUUAAAGUCGGAUAUCAGAGAACCACACAGAAUAAUACAAGCUAAUGCUGAGAAAAAAAAAAUUUAA
Messenger RNA from Melanaphis sacchari, 381 nucleotides. RefSeq lists its product as uncharacterized. Bases 1 to 381 code for a protein of 126 amino acids. Lineage: Eukaryota; Metazoa; Arthropoda; Insecta; Hemiptera; Aphididae. The transcript is spliced from 3 exons. The record is from RefSeq and is a predicted model, not a curated record.